AGAGAGAAAUUGUAAAAUGUUCAAGAGGCGUCAACUUGGCCAAGUAGCCUGCUGGCUUUUGGCCAUCAUUGUAAUAGUUGCGGGCCACGUUAAUGCCUACAAAAAGUUCGGACAGGAUUGUCGGGAUGUUAGCUGUGCGGUUAAUGAGCAUUGCAUUGUCUCGCAUGUAGCUUGUGAGAGGGAUCAAUUGGAUGGCGAGCACUGCGGGCUCUAUCCCAGAUGUGUGGAGCGUUCUUUGAGUGCAGCAGAUCAGCAACUGAUCGACACCACAUCCACCACAGCAAACACACGUUCAUCCACCUUGUUAUCGAGUAGUCCCAUCACCAGCACCUUGACUUUGAAUCAUCAGCCGAAACAUAAAUCUCAGACGGACUUUGAACUCUUGGCUCCGGAUCCGAUUGUCGCUGAUCCGGCUGCCAGUCAUGCAGCUCAGCGACAGGCCAAUGUUCUGGUCAUUGUACAGGAGGGCAACCAGAAUCCCAAUCUCAAUCCCAAUACUUAUCCGAAUUACAACAAUCAGCCCUGGCGGCAACCCUGCAGCCCCUAUUAUCCCUAUACCUGCAAUUAUCCGAGUUCGCCUUACUUACCCACCGCCUCUAGAUCGAUACCAGCUUACGGCAAUGCACGAGCUGCCUCAGGCCCUCAGUUGGUGCCUCCCACACCACCCUGCUACUACAAUUGCUAUCCUCGCUUGGCUUCUGGCUAUCCAUUUGCCCGCUCCGCGAGAGCUUCAUCUCAGACCAACAACUAUCUGAUGUACAUCACAAUUUAGUGCGUCUUUCUUCUUCUGUUCUAUUCUACUCACCAGACCGGGCAUCUGGCCGACGACCACGUCGCUCUCCCCAGAUGCCUCCUUAUCCACCACCGAUUCCAAUGUCACCGAUGCCCAUGGGGCCAGUUGUAGUACCAGCUGGUGCAGCAGCACCACGUCCGGU
Molecule: messenger RNA, 935 nt
Organism: Drosophila nasuta
Lineage: Eukaryota; Metazoa; Arthropoda; Insecta; Diptera; Drosophilidae
Exons: 3
Coding region: 17-772 (251 amino acids)
Source: RefSeq, a predicted model, not a curated record